AUAAGGCACUGGCAAUAUCGCCAAAAUGGCGUUGUGCAUUGUCGUGGCAUUGUGAUUGGCAAAUGACGAAUGUCGUUAUUAUUCUAAAGUUUUCACCUUAUUCUAUUUUUGAAUUAUGGAUUAUUUUUAUAGUUGACAUUGUUAUAAAUUCUUUACUUAACUUCAAUAUGAUGAAAACCUACAACAUUUUUGAAAAGUUUUUAUGAUUAACGUAAUGUGCUAGUUUUAAAUUAAUUACUAGUGAUAAAAUGUCUCCAGACAAUUCCAACAAUAAAAAAAUAGCCAGGACAAGACACAUAAAGUAUUUUACAUAUUUUUUGGACAUUCUUCCAGCUCGAAUGUUCAUGUAUGACUCUAUAAGAGUAUCCAUAGCCUUCUUUGCAAUAUCUGGCCUUGAUGUUUUAGAUGCAAUAAAUACACUAGAAGAAUCUAAAAGAAAGGAUAUCUGUGAUUGGAUUUAUAGUUUACAAGUCCUACCAAAUGACUCGGGGGAUUGCAGCUGUUGUGGUUUCCAGGGAAGCUCGACGCUGAUAGCACGUGGCCUCAACUACCAGGCAUGUGGGCACCUGGCCAUGACCUACACCGCUCUCGCUUGCCUCAUAAUCCUGGGAGACGACCUUAGUCGCGUCGACAAAACAGCUGUACUGGCCGGUGUCAGGGCACUGCAGCAGCAAGAUGGCAGUUUUCGAUCGACGAUGGCAGGAAGUGAGAAUGACAUGAGGUUCGUUUACUGCGCGUCGUGCAUCUGUUACAUGCUCAAAGACUGGUCGGGAAUGGAUGUGGAGAGAACAGUAGACUACAUUGUUCAAAGUUUGUCGUACGAUGGUGGUAUUGGCCAAGGACCUCACUCGGAGUCACAUGGUGGGAGUAUGUUUUGUGCGGUAGCCAGUCUUACACUGAUGGGGAGGCUACACACCACAUUCAACUCUAAGCAGUUAGAAGGUUUGAGAAGAUGGGCUAUCAUGCGACAGGAGAAUGGAUUUCAAGGUCGGCCAAACAAAGAGGUCGAUACCUGCUAUUCUUUCUGGGUUGGAGCUACACUUAAGAUGUUGGACAUGUUGACGAGCAUGGAUUUCGUUGAGAAUCGUAGCUUCGUAAUGAGCACACAGCACGAUGUGGCCGGCGGAUUUUCGAAAUUUGUUAAUACAGUGCCUGAUCCACUUCACACGUAUUUGGGUUUGAGUGGUCUAUCUUUAAUGGGAGAGAAAGGACUGCUUCAAAUACAUCCAGCUCUCAACAUAACUGAGAGAGCGUACAGUCAUCUACAGAGAUUGCACGACUCCUGGCCUGAUACGACGUCCCAAUAGUAGUGAAAUUAUUUAGCCAAUCAAAUAUAACUAUAAGACCUACCAAAUACAUAUUAUUAUGAAUCACUAUCCGCACACAGUUUGUAAGGUUCAUGAGCACUAUAGUGAGAUUCAAUGCAAACUACAUCAGCAUAUUCUAAGAUUUCUUUUUUUUUGAUGAAUUGAUAAAGUGAGGUCCACGUUCUAAUGGCAGAGUCUGAUCAGCAAUGGUAUUGCUAUCCUUGACUAUCAUUCAACAAAGCAGAUAGCGCUAUCUCUUUCUCGCUUUGCUCUGUUACCAGAUAGUCUUUCAACAAUGUAUAAUUAAUAAUCAACCAAUCAAAAAAAUAUUUCAUCUCAGUUAUGUAAUUCAUUAUAAAAUUAUUUCAAAGUAUAAUUAAUUGCUAAAUAAAAUAUAAUUGAUUAUUUUAAACGAGAAUGAACAGUUGAUUUACUACUACAUUAAUAAAUCUGUAUCAGCUACCGUCUAUAGAAGGCAUUGACAAGACAGAGAUUCGGCAAGAUUGUUCUCCUAUCUUUCUCCACUGCCAUUAUAACGUGGACCUCACUAUAGUAUACAGAUCGAAAACUUUGGAAAAUAUCACCAGUAACAAGUUGUUUUAGCGUGUUUGCAGCCUCAACUAUUCAUUCUUGUUUAAAAUGAUGAAUUAAAUUUUAUUCGUCAAUAAAAGAUAUUUUUAAAUGAUGGAUAACAAUAUUUCAUAAUUGAGAUGAAAUAUUUUUCAAUUAUUUUACUACUUCGUUAAAAAAACGAUCUGCUAACGUUGCGGAGCUAGAAAAAGAUAGCACUAUCUGCUUUGUCGAAGGAUAGACAACUAUCACAAAACCAAUGUUAAUGCCAUUAUAAUGUGGACCUGACUAUAGGACAAGGGCAUGACAUUUAUUAGAGUUGGCUGUGAUUUCAAUUAUCUUUCUUUUCUACUUAUAUUGUACUUCUAUCUAUUUUUCUAAGCUUCUUUACUCCUGGCUCUAAUUGUCAUAGUGAAACCAACGUUUAAAAAGUAGCAAACUGUUCAUGUUUCUGUUUACUUAUUUGUUACUUUUAUUCAUGAAGGUGAAAGGUAAACUAAUACUAUUUGGAUUCUUCACAAAUACAUCAGACGAUUGAAUACAUAAUUAUUUCAAAAGAAAUAACAUAAACGAGUACAAAAUAAGUUAAAUAAUGAGAAAUAGUGAAUAAGAAUCUUAGCGAUUCAGAUAGAUUAUUCGAGAAUGAUUAUACAGUUUAGUUUCAAAUCAUAAUCAAUUAGCGUAAAAAAUACUCAAAUUAUAAUACAUUAGCAAUAAAUCAGUGAUAAAAGUUUAGUAAACAAGUAAUUUACUACCUGUUUAAUAUGUAAAGUUUUAUCAUGUAUUUUAUUUUUGGCAAAUAUAAUAAAUUUAUUCAUA
This is a messenger RNA of Nilaparvata lugens (brown planthopper), 2696 nucleotides long. RefSeq names its product geranylgeranyl transferase type-1 subunit beta (gene betaggt-I). Gene Ontology annotation, biological process: protein geranylgeranylation. The transcript has 8 exons. Gene Ontology annotation, molecular function: CAAX-protein geranylgeranyltransferase activity; zinc ion binding. Gene Ontology annotation, cellular component: CAAX-protein geranylgeranyltransferase complex. NCBI's taxonomy places the organism in Eukaryota, Metazoa, Arthropoda, Insecta, Hemiptera, Delphacidae. The coding region runs from base 249 to 1307 and encodes 352 amino acids. The record is from RefSeq and is a predicted model, not a curated record.